AUGGAGAACACAGAGGGAAAUAUAAUUACUGACCAAGCUCAAAUUGCAACCACUUUAGUAGAUCAUUUUACAAAGAAGUUUGAAUAUCAAAAUGUCACAAUUCAUGAGAAAAUAAUGGAAGCAAUCCCCAAGUUACUGAAUGAAGAUGAUAAUUUUUUCUUGGAUGUUGUUCCCACUGCAAUUGAGAUCAAAGAGGCAGUUUUUAAUUUGAUUGAAGCAAUUCAAUAUUUCUGGUCACACAGAUUCAUUCCUAAAGGACUUAAUUCAAACUUUCUAUUCCUUCUUCCUAAGAUUCAAGGUGCAAGAAGAGCAGAAAAAUUUAGACCUAUAGGUCUAGCAAAUUUCAUUUUCAAAAUCUUCACCAGAAUUCUUACUACUAGAAUCAGUUCUUUGAUAGGAAGGCUAAUAUCUCCUCAACAAGGUGCUUCCAUUAAGGGGAGGAAUAUACAUGAUAAAAUAGUGUUAGCAUCUGAGAUGAUAAAUGAGCUGAACAUAAAAAGAAGAGGGGGGAAUGUGGGUCUCAAGUUAGACAUAACCCAAGAAUUUGAUUCAUUAAGCUGGGAAUUUCUGUUUGAAGUACUUAGAAGAUUUGGUUUCUCUGAAGUGAGCAUUAACUGGAUAAGGAAAAUCUUUGAGUCUGCAAUGAUCUUUGUGCUUGUUAAUGGUGGACCUUGUGAAGAAGUUCUUAGUAGAAAUAUAUCCAAUUUGAUACAAGAAGGAAAGAUACAAGCAAUGGUCACAAGAGGUGGAAGUUCUGAUACAAGAAAAAAUAGGAUUGCUGAUUAUUUACUAAUGGGACUUUCAGAACUCCCUGAUACCUACUUGGGUGUUAUUCUGUGUCCAGGAAGUGUUAAAACAUAUCAAGUUUGGGGGAUGGUGGAACUAAUGCAGAAAAUGUUAGCAGGUUGGAUAGUUAAAAAAUUAAUCACAGUUAAGUGGGAUGAAUUAAAUGCUCCAAUAACAGAAAGUGGCUUAAGGCUAAGGAGAUUGGAGGUGAUGAAUAAAUCAUUGCUGAUGAAACUACUAUGGAAGAUUGAAACUGAAGAUGUUGAGUGGACAAAUUUCAUGAGAGCAAAGUACAAAAACAAGAACAAUGAAUGGACUACUACUUACAGACAGUCAUCCAUUUGGCCAGGUCUUAAAUGGGUCAUUCCUGAGAUAAAUAACAACAAAAGAUGGAGUGUAGGUGAUGGAAAAUCAAUCUCAGUAUGUAAGGAUAAGUGGGUCAAGGAUUAUACUCUUAUUGACAGAUAUGUAGAUGACCAAUUUUUUAUAAGUAAUAUAAAUAUGAAAGUUAUAGAUUUCAUUGUGGAUGGUAUAUGGAAAAUUCCACUACAAAUGUUCAAGUACUUUGAGAAGAAUGAAGUGCCAACAAUUGGGGAUGGACCUGACAAGUUGAUAUGGGAAAAUGAUUUGAAUGGCAAGUUUUCAGUUGCUAGUGCAACACAUCAAAUAAGAAAGAAAUUUCCAGUAACAUCUUGGUCAAAAAAAAUAUGGGAUCCCAGUGUGCAUCCAUAUACAUCUACUAAUUUGUGGAAGAUAGCUUGUGCAACUGAGGAAGUUGUAAGGAAGAAGGGCUUCUCAACAGUAUCAAAAUGUUAUUUGUGUGGAAAUGCACAAGAUGCAAUGACUCAUAUCUUAUGGAAAUGCUCUUUCAGCACUCAAGUCUGGCAUUGGCUGGGAGCUACAAAGAUGACAGAUAUAAAGAAAUGUUUUUUCAAGCUGCCUGAAAAAGGUCAAGUUUUGAUAUGUUGUGAUGGUGCUUUAAAAGGUAACCCUGGUAAUGCAGGCCCGGGGUUUAUUGCAAGGGAUGACAGUGGUGGAUGUUUAGGAGAUGCUUCUGGAGGUUUGGGAAUUGCAACAAACUAUUUGGAAGAAGUAAUGGCCUUGAUUGUUGCUGGUGAAUGGGCUGUGAAGAAACAAUAUAAAAAGGUGGUGGAAUUAGUGAGAUUUCUGGGUUAUGAGGAUGAUAAUGGAAUUAGUGAUAAAUUGGAUAUUACAGCUAGAGUUAGCCAAGGUUAA
This is a messenger RNA of Papaver somniferum (opium poppy), 2022 nucleotides long. RefSeq lists its product as uncharacterized. Gene Ontology annotation, molecular function: nucleic acid binding. NCBI's taxonomy places the organism in Eukaryota, Viridiplantae, Streptophyta, Magnoliopsida, Ranunculales, Papaveraceae. The record is from RefSeq and is a predicted model, not a curated record. The transcript is spliced from 7 exons. Bases 1 to 2022 code for a protein of 673 amino acids.